AUGAGACUUCUAAUGUCUUCUUCAGAUCAACAUGAUGGUAAAAUAAAUAGAUUUGCUAAUUGGAUACUAGAUGUUGGAAAUGAAAAUAUUGGUUUUACUGUUGGUGAUGAGUCAGAAGUUAAUAUUCCAGAUGAUCUGCUAAUUACAACUGUUGAUGACCCUCUCUCUCAUUUGAUAGAUUUUGCAUAUCCAGAUUUAUUGGAUGGAAAAGGAAUAUCUAAGUUCUUACACAACAUGCAAGCUAAUGAGAAUGAAGAUGUACAACAAGAGUGGUUCAUACCAGAGUUCCUAAAUAAAAUCAGAAGUUUAGGACUACCUAAUCACAAGUUGACUUUAAAACCAGGAGCCAUUGUAAUGCUACUGCAAAACAUAGACCAGACUUCAGGUUUAUGCAAUGGGACAAGGUUAAUAGUUAACGAACUUGACAACAACGUAAUUGGAGUGACGAGUCAGGAUCAAUCAUUAUGUCAUGUAGGUCUUUGCUUGCCAAAAUCAGUGUUCACCCAUGGACAACUUUAUGUUGCUUUGUCGAGAGUUAAGAGUCGUAGUUGCUUCAAGGUUCUAAUUUUGGAUGAAGACGGCAAUCCAAAGUUAUUAACAACAAAUGUCAUGUUCAAAGAAGUUUUUAAUAAUAUUUAG
Arachis ipaensis is the source of this 639-nucleotide messenger RNA. RefSeq lists its product as uncharacterized. Lineage: Eukaryota; Viridiplantae; Streptophyta; Magnoliopsida; Fabales; Fabaceae. Gene Ontology annotation, biological process: DNA replication. Gene Ontology annotation, cellular component: replication fork. The record is from RefSeq and is a predicted model, not a curated record.